Molecule: messenger RNA, 1195 nt
Organism: Lethenteron reissneri (Far Eastern brook lamprey)
Lineage: Eukaryota; Metazoa; Chordata; Hyperoartia; Petromyzontiformes; Petromyzontidae
Product: A-kinase anchor protein 6-like
Source: RefSeq, a predicted model, not a curated record
GUACAUUCACUAUCGGGGUCCAUGUGCUCCUGUUCAGCAGAUUGUAGCCCCUGCGUUUGGGGAGCUACGCUCUUGCUUAGUGGUGGGGGUUUGGGGGGGGCGCCUUCUCCCUCCCUCCUUGUCUCUCUCAAUCUCUCCGGGUCCACCCACCGAACCUCUCAACCAUGCCGAGCCAAGAGGGAGACCCCGGUGAGGGUGCGAACCUGGCCGCGUGGCUUCGCGUGGCGUCGGCGCGACUGAGGCAGCUGGAGGCAUCUGUGCAGAGGGACCUCGGAUGGACGCGCAGGGACGCGCACCUCCAACAGCUCAAGGACGUGUUUGAGGAGAUCGACUGCCGCGUGGAGGCCGCGCAGGCCCUGCGGGAGGCCGGGGCGGGGGCACCGAAGGGGGGCGGCGAGGGAGCGGCGGAGCAGGCGUGGUACUCGCUCCGCGUGGCCGCCCUCGUGCUGCGGGAGCGCGUGUUGCUGGGGCCCGCAUCCUCCUGCCCCCCGUCGUCGCCGUCGUCCCACCGCGACAACGUCGUUGACGUCCUGCAGGAGAUCGACGCUGCUGCGGGGGCGAGCUCCGCGGAGCCCUUCGCCGAAGCGGACAGAGCGGGAGACGUCCCCGCUCCCCAGUUCCCCUUACUACCUCUCCGUGGACGGCGACGUCUCCGCACGCGCCCGGCUCCCCUCCGGCACCAAGUCGACGCGUCAGUCCCGGCCCGCGUCCUCGGCGCGAACCUGAGUUUCCCGUCGAGCCCGCCCUCUCGAGCCCUCGCGAGAGCCGGCCGUCGUCCGAGCCGGCCGGAGCAUCCGCGCCCAAGACGUUUGGCCGCUGGAGCUACAUGGAGCUGACCGAGGAGAUCGCCGGCUACCCGGGGAGCGGUGCGGACCCGUGGGGCGUGCCGGGAGUCGUCGCCGCCGAUCGCGGCCGCCGUGCAGCUCGGCGGCGAAGACGAGACUUUGUCGCGAGCGCCGGGUGGGUCCCGUGCCGAGGAAGCUUGCCGACGCGGUUCCGUGGUCCUUGGAUGAAUGCCACGGCACCGGCGACGGUUUCCUCUCCCCGUGGAUGGCGCUCGAUCCGCGAUGGAAUCCGCUCGUCCCGGCCGUUGUGGACGGCUCGGCGCCGACGGGGGUGGAGUGCGCGUGGCGGUGGGACGCGAGCGUCGCGAAGCCGUCGCGGCACCACGACGGCGUCGUAGGCAUCUCGAGGA